AUGGCCCUCACCAGAGUACACACCCCCAUCAAGGCCCAACAACCCACUUCCAAAAAACAGGUUUCCAUUGAGUAUGUCAAAACAUGGAAGUGUGCUGUCCUACAACAUCUGAGCAUUUCUUAUGGAAGGGCUUUCCUGGCUUACAGCAAAGGUGUGCGUCUGGACCGGGUGCGAGGCGGCAGACAGAAGUACAAGAGGAGAAUAGAUGCCGAGAACAGCCCUUAUCUGCACCCACAGAACGCCCUGCCCCAGAAAAAAACAUUCUCUGUUGGCGGCGUGGUGGAGAACAAAGUGGUGUCUCUGCUGCUGGUGGCCGAGCCCGAGGGCAUCUUCGCCAUGCCAGACCCCACAGUGCCCGAGAGUGACAUCAAGGCGCUGACCACACUGUGCGACCUGGCUGACAGGGAGCUGGUGGUCAACAUCGGCUGGGCCAAACACAUCCCAGGCUUUCCCUCCCUCUCACUCGCAGACCAGAUGAGUCUACUGCAGAGCGGCUGGAUGGAGAUCUUGAUCCUGCGAGUGGUGUUCCGCUCGCUGGCCUUGGAGGAUAAGCUGGUGUAUGCUGAGGACUACAUAAUGGACGAGGAGCAGUCGAAGCUGGCGGGCCUGCUCGACCUUAACAACGCCAUCCUGCAGCUGGCGAAGAAGUACAAAACCAUGGGGCUGGAGAAGGAGGAAUUUGUGAUUCUCAAGGCCAUCGCACUCGCCAACUCAGACUCCAUGCAGAUCGAGGACUCAGAGGCCGUUCAAAGACUGCAGGACGUCCUUCACGGGGCCCUCCAAGAUUAUGAGGCCACCCACCACCCAGAGGACCCCCGACGUGCCGGCAAACUGAUCAUGACCCUGCCCCUUCUCCGUCAGACGGCCGCCCGUGCAGUCCAGCACUUCUGCAGCAUCAAACAGGAUGGUCGCGUGCCUAUGCACAAACUUUUCCUCGAACUGCUGGAGGCCAAAGCCUGACCUGAGCACAGACAGUGAUCAGAAAAGUGAAGGAUAACGGGUAAUGGUGGGGUGUGACGCCAUGUAUUUGUCCAUUUCAGCUUGCAUUUGAAAGUAAGGUUUUGAAUUUGCAGAAAGCAGCUGGAAUAUAUUUUUAGAGCUGCACCCCUCCUAUGCCCAAUGAGUGUUUGGAAAAGCAGUCAUAUUUGCAKAUAGUGUAUGGACGCCAUCGGACGUUUGUCAUCUGUGCUGUUUCGUGACCCUAAUCUAAGCUGCAUCGAACGCAGAUGGCAGAUGACCAGACACAUAAAAGCAGGAGAAAUCGCCUUCUAGAGAUAUUUACAGUUACAUGCCAAAAGUAGAGCUUCUUUUGUCAAAAGACCACCUGAUACUUGAAGAUCCUUGUGGAUUAUUUCAUCCAUCUUGAAGCCUGUUAAUAUGCAUUCUAGUGCAUUUAGAGCCUUUUUUGUAUAGGAAAAGGGAAACAUGUCCUAAGGGGUUCAGUAAGGCUACAUCCACAUUACUACGGUUUCAUUUAAAAAAAGCAUAAACUAUGCUACAGUGACGCCUGGCAUCCACACUCAUGUAGAGUUUUAAAAUGGAGAAGUUUGGAAAUACUGCUGACCCCAAUUUAGCUUGAAAAUUCCCGUACUGCGUUUUAGUAUAAGACAAGCAGGAACAGAGUUUCGGAAACAUUCAUGUCUUUUGCUGUAGCCUUCGCUGAUUGGUCAGGCUCCUAUCACAUGACCUCCUCCCAGAAGAAAACAUUUUGCAUUAGCCUCGGCUACCAGUAUAGAUUACAAGAUAGAAAAUCAACCAUAAGCUUACUGUGUUGUCUUUACUAAUAGCUGUCGUGCAGCAGAAGACAAACUAUUAUUCAAGCAAUCUGCAGCAAUUCCUGUGUCCAGCGGGACCUGAGCGGGAUGCACUUGCCUUCUUGUGAAUACCAGCACGUGCACAUAAGUGGUCAUGGGAUGUGUGUUUUAAAGGGGAGCUAUCAUAAUACUCUUGUGGACAGAGGUGGUUUGAAAACGUAGUAGUGUGGAUGUAGCCCAAGUCUUGCCAAAGAGUGAAGACUUGUACGAUUGAAUAAUACCAGCAAACGUCCACAACAUUAUGUGGUCUGUAAGACAUUCACAUAACCUGCAUCCCUGCUCUAUUGUGCACUGCAAAAAUAUCUAUCCAGUCUCUGCAUUCAUAUAUUUAGACGAUCAAACGGGAGCGACUGAGCUAUCAGCGUCUCAUAUAACACAAUAAUCGGCCUCCUGUUCAGGGAAUGAGUACGUAACAUGUCAUAAUACAAUGGUACAACAGUAAUGUGAUAUUUAUUUGAAAGUGGCUCUGUUCUUUUGCUGUUUUUUUAUUUACUAACGUGGCAUUAAUAUAACAAAGAGUAGAUUAAAGCAAUUACAGUGGAUGAUAAUUUUUUAAAGAUUUUUAAAUGAUAUCGUUGUAAGAUAAUUUUUUUACUAGCUUCUCUGCUGCAGCACUGAUAUCUACGUGUACCAUAUCAUUAAGAAUCGAGACUACAUGAUUAUAAGUGGAGUCUGUACUUGAACUUGAAGAUCCAUAAUGUCGUAGGGAUGUGUAGACCCAUAGAUAUAACUUUAACUAUGUAAUAAAAUGGCUGCCAUACUGUAUAAUCUGGAUUUUGGGAGGCGCUCUGUGUCCAUUCUAUGGUAGAAAUCGAUGUGUAGUAUGAAAUUUGUGCACUAUUUUUGCUUUUAGCCACAACGUUUUGGGGUAAACUGGUGAUGGCGCUUUGCUAACCUAGUGUGUUUUGUGUGAAGAGUAGUUCUAUAUGAAAAUGUGUCCUUUGCUGCACAUAUUAAAUGAAGGGAUUAAACUCGGAAGGAAGGAAUCUCAGUACAAUUCAACAAAUAGCUGUGCUCCUUAUUUUACUCCUCAAUGCAUAUUUUUUGAUGAGCGCAGCGAUAUGGCAGUUUUAAAUGUAUGUUCUGUACAUUUUGCUGUAUAUAAGUCAUGUCCUAUGCCAACAGAGAUGUUUAAAGAUGCAAAUAAGCUUUGUUUUGGAUGAGUUGUGCCGUGCUAUUUCAUUCUCAGGUGGAUUCUUGGGCAAUAAAGAUGUUCUCCAUAAUGAAAAGCUCA
Paralichthys olivaceus (Japanese flounder) is the source of this 3048-nucleotide messenger RNA. NCBI's taxonomy places the organism in Eukaryota, Metazoa, Chordata, Actinopteri, Pleuronectiformes, Paralichthyidae. The record is from RefSeq and is a predicted model, not a curated record.